Venustampulla echinocandica is the source of this 420-nucleotide messenger RNA. RefSeq lists its product as uncharacterized. The record is from RefSeq and is a predicted model, not a curated record. Bases 1 to 420 code for a protein of 139 amino acids. The transcript is spliced from 2 exons. NCBI's taxonomy places the organism in Eukaryota, Fungi, Ascomycota, Leotiomycetes, Helotiales, Pleuroascaceae.
AUGACAGAUAACAAGCUCCAUCGAGCCCGCAAUGGCCUCCUUAUUGAUAUAAUGGAGCAGGACUGUUUCGACCAGAAAAGUAUCCUCUCCCAGGUACUCUACCCCAAACUAGACAAGGCGCCGGUCGCCAUAGAUCAUGGCAAUCUAUCGCCGCAGAACAUAAUUGUUGACUCCGAACUUAACAUUACCGGUAUUAUUGAUUGGGGGUUUGCUGCGAAGGUCCUGAUCCAAAUGGCCUGUGGCUUUCCUCUCUUCCUUCGCCUCAAGCCACCGUCCUGCCACCAAACCCAACCCUUCAGGAAGAUCGAAAGUCUUUUAUUGCAUCCGUCAAGUUUCUCUCUUCGCAAGCAGUAUCCUGGGUGUUACUUACCCAAUCCUCUAAACAUGUUGAUUUCCGGCUUUUCUUUCUUGAGUCGAUAA